CACUGAACGAGUGUACGGUAUCGAGCUCACCAUCAACCAUGGCGUCAUUACCAUCCGCAGUGCCCUCGCACCCAGUCGUAUUCACGACUCAAACACCCUAUACACUCCCCUCCCAAAAAUUCAUGAUCCCCUUGGACUGGAAACGCUACCAGCUCUCCCAACUCAUCAACAAAGCACUUGACCUCCCCAAGCCUAUUCCAUUUGACUUCCUUGUCCAUGGCGAGAUUCUCAGAACGUCCCUUUUAGAAUGGCGCACAGAAAAGGGUGUUGGAGAGGAAGAUACGUUAGAGAUCGAGUAUUUUGAGAGUGUGAUGCCUCCUCAGCGGAUGUCCGAGCUUCCACACGAAGAUUGGGUAUCUUCAGUGUCAUGUCGAAUACCUCAACACUUCGCCACAGCAUCCUAUGACGGUCACCUACGUCUCUUCGACUAUUCGCAAAAUCUGGUUCUUGAUGCUUCUGUGCACCAAUCACCCAUCACUUCCGUCUGUAUAGUACCAUCCCCGCCAUCAGACACCGAGUCUCGCAUUCUAGCGAGUUCGUCGCAUGACCUCACUGCGUGUCUUACGCGCAUAUAUCUGGACUCAGAGACUCCUACUGCAUCCACUGUCGCUUCUCUACAUCUUCACACCAGCCCACUAUCCUCCAUAUCUACUGAUGCAUCUGGUUCACACAUCCUCACCUCUUCGUGGGAUGGCCUCAUCGGUGUCUGGGAUACUUCAAUACCCGAUGACCACCAAGUCAAUUUGGAACGCGGUGAUGAUAGAAAAAAGCGGCGUAAGACUGUACCCGCAAACAUAAAACGGAAAGCACCGAUAGCAGUACUAAAAUCGCACACUGCACGCGUGUCAAAAGCAAUUUUUGCUGCAGGUGAGCCUGCGAAAGGUAAGGCCUAUAGCUGUGGUUUUGACUCGACGGUGCGAACCUGGGAUGUCGAAAGUGGUGUAUGUAUGAAUACCAUUAACGUGCCUGAGCGUCCAAUGCUCGACCUCACUGAAACCCCCGAUGGAACGUUCUCCUCGCUGCAUCCACGGACCGCACUUGGGAAAAAUCAGGUUGUCACUGGCAGUUAUGAUGGCGUUGCGCGGUUAUGGGACCUGCGGAGCACGAAAGGCGCUGUGACCAGUUUCAGGGUAUGGGAUGGGAUGAAGGUGCUUGCGGUGGAUUGGGUUGGGGAUGUGGUGGGCAUUGGAGGCGAGGGCGGGAUGGAGGUAUGGAGAAUAGCCGGGGGAUCCUAG
Molecule: messenger RNA, 1235 nt
Organism: Suillus fuscotomentosus
Lineage: Eukaryota; Fungi; Basidiomycota; Agaricomycetes; Boletales; Suillaceae
Product: ribosome biogenesis protein YTM1
Exons: 5
Coding region: 39-1235 (398 amino acids)
Cellular component (GO): preribosome, large subunit precursor
Molecular function (GO): protein binding
Source: RefSeq, a predicted model, not a curated record